AUGCCAAAUCUUGGCGAAGAGAGUUUCCAGGGUUUUCGUCAAGCCAGGUGCUUCUCCGGGCGCACUGAUGGAAUUAGGCGACAAGGUGUCGGACUCACUCUCUCCAAACGCAUUAAGAACUCUCUGAUUUCUUAUUCCCCUGUGUCCGAACGGAUUGUCUGGGCCAGACUACACAGCCAGCAGAUCAACAUCUCUGUUGUGGUGGCUUAUGCACCAACAGAUGGGUCCAGUGAGGCUGAGAAGGAUGGUUUUUACACCCAGUUAGCGGACACUUUUGCCGACUUACCUGGACAUGACGUUAAGCUUCUCCUGGGAGAUUUUAACAGUAAAGUAACAUCCGACUACUCGUCUAGGAGAGGGGUCAUUGGAAGUCACUCCUUGCACAGUGAAUCAAGUGAUAAUGGAACUCGACUUCUUGACUUCUGUACUCUGAACCAGCUCACUAUCGGGGGUACCCUCUUUGAACAUAGAGACAUUCACAAGGGGACAUGGAGAUCACCUGAUGGUAAAACAGUCAACCAGAUCGAUCACAUUUGCGUUAGCACCAAAUGGAGCCACUCCUUAUUGGAUGUGAAAGUGUGUAGAGGAGCAGACAUUGGAUCUGACCAUUACUUGGUCAGGGGCUACCUAAGGAUCAAGCUAAAGGCAGUGAACAAACUGGAUGCUGCAAAACACUCCUUCUCCGAUCUGGAGCAGCUGCGCAAUGGGUCGAAGAUAACAGAGUACAACAUUGAACUAUCAAACCGGUUUGAAUGCUUACCUGUUGAGGAGGAUGAGCCUCUUGAGGAUGCAUGGACAAAGUUUACUGAAACGGUGCACUCUGUGUCAGCCGAGGUGCUGGGUGAUCGUCCGAGAAAAAGACGGCAGCAGCAUCUAUCGCAGGUCACCAAAAACCUGAUCAAGAAGCGGGCUGAGGUCAAGAAGCGAGACCCCACACUUGAUCUCAACCGGUCCGAGUACUCCAAACUUAACAAGAUGGUAAAGAAGAGUUGUAAGGCCGAUGACAACAAUUGGGCGUUGGGGGUUGCCACAGAACUGGAAACUGCAGCGGGUAAUGGGAAGCAGAGAGAAGUCUGGCAAAAGAUAAGAAUUCUUUCGAACAAGCGUAGCACGAAGUCCUCAGCAGUAAGAGAUAAAUCUGGCAAGCUAAUUUCUGAUCCUGAAUCCCAAAGAGAACGCUGGGCUGAGCAUUUUUCUGAGUUGCUGAACCCUCCACAAGACAGUGUUGACCUAACAGUACUAGACAGUUUACCAGGUAUACCUUGCUUUCAAUAUCUUGGGGAGGAGGAUGGCCCGCCGACAGUUGAGGAAAUUCAGAACGCCUUGAAAAGACUGAAGAACCACAAGACUCCAGGCGUGGACGGUGUAUUCAAUGAGCAACUAAAAUAUGGUGCACCUGGCUUGACGAAAACCCUGGAAACUCUCUUCGCCAAGAUUUGGCAUGGCGAGGCUAUCCCCGAGGAUUGGUUUGGUUGGUUGGUGGGACAGCAUUACCUCAGUAUUAUCAGUUAA
Messenger RNA from Branchiostoma belcheri (Belcher's lancelet), 1512 nucleotides. RefSeq lists its product as uncharacterized. Lineage: Eukaryota; Metazoa; Chordata; Leptocardii; Amphioxiformes; Branchiostomatidae. The coding region runs from base 1 to 1512 and encodes 503 amino acids. The transcript has a single exon. The record is from RefSeq and is a predicted model, not a curated record.